CGUUUCCGUAGCCAGUGUCGCUACCCGCUGAGCUCUGGCUGGUGAGACAGCUCACGGAAACGAUUGCUCCCGAUCGAACAACGCCAAAGCUGGCCACAUAAAUGGCGGAUUAACACUGAUAUCGGAAAGGACUCUCUAAAUCAAUGUUCGUGAUUUGGGUGCUUUAGGAGAGUGCGCUGGUAACACCCUCCGUAACAUGUGAGAUGUAUACAGAAAGAUAUUAACUGUGCGUUAUUUCUCGGCUAACUAGCUAGCAGCUACCCCCUCUAUCCAAUUUAUGGUAGUUCGCUUGAUCUGUUUUCAGAACCGUCGCGUCCGUACAGGAGGAAAAUGAAGAAGUUUAACAUUAGAAAGGUGCUGGACGGCUUGACAGCGGCUUCUUCUUCCUCCUCCGCAACUGCUCAGCCAGGAACUCCCAGGGAAACCGAUGUUAUCCAGGAGACUCUCCAGUCGGAGCAUUUCCAGCUUUGCAAGACUGUGCGUCAUGGCUUCCCACAUCAUCCUUCCUCAAUGGCUUUUGACCCAGUGCAGAAAAUCUUGGCCGUUGGGACUCAGACAGGAGCUUUGAGGCUCUUUGGCCGUGCGGGCGUGGAGUGCUACUGUCAGCAUGAGAGCGGUGCUGCUGUCAUCCAGCUCCAGUUCCUGAUCAACGAGGGGGCGCUGGUGAGUGCGUUAGCUGAUGACAGUAUCCACCUGUGGAACCUGAGGCAAAAAAUCCCCGCUAUCCUGCAUUCUCUCAAGUUCAGCAGGGAGAGAAUCACAUACUGCCACCUGCCCUUCCAGAGCAAAUGGCUUUACGUUGGCACAGAAAGAGGAAACAUCCACAUUGUCAACGUGGAGUCCUUCACUCUCUCAGGCUAUGUCAUCAUGUGGAACAAAGCCAUCGAACUAUCCACCAAGACUCACCCGGGGCCUGUCGUGCACAUCAGUGAUAACCCCAUGGAUGAAGGAAAGCUUCUGAUUGGAUUUGAAUGUGGGGUAGUCGUGUUAUGGGAUUUGAAGUGCAAAAAAGCUGACUACCGCUACAGUUAUGAUGAGGCCAUCCACUCAGUAGCCUGGCACCAUGAGGGUAAACAGUUUGUUUGCAGCCACUCUGAUGGCACUCUGACCACAUGGAAUGUACGAGUCCCAGCCAAGGCUACACAGAUCAUCACACCACAUGGAAAGCAGCCUAAGGAUGGAAAAAAGCCAGAACCAUGCAAGCCUAUCCUGAAGGUGGAAUACAAAACAACAAGGGCUGGGGACCCAUUCAUGGUCCUUUCUGGAGGUCUGUCAUACGAUACGGUGGGGAGGAGAGCCUGCCUGACUGUGAUGCAUGGAAAGAGCACCACCGUCCUGGAGAUGGACUACCCAAUUGUAGAUUUCCUAACGCUGUGUGAAACUCCAUAUCCAAAUGACUUUCAGGAGCCUUAUGCUGUGGUGGUCCUCCUCGAGAAGGAUUUAGUUGUAAUAGACCUUGGACAGAUUGGGUACCCAAUAUUUGAGAAUCCAUAUCCUCUGACCAUCCAUGAGUCACCAGUGACCUGCUGUGAGUACUUCGCUGACUGCCCUGAUGAAAUUAUUCCUGCACUUUACUCUGUCGGCAGCCGGCAAAAGAGACAAGGUUACAGCAAGAAGGAAUGGCCCAUUAGCGGAGGAAACUGGGGUCAAGGCACUCAGAGUUACCCUGAGAUCAUAAUCACUGGACAUGCUGAUGGGACGAUCAAAUUCUGGGAUGCCUCUGCAUUAAUGCUCCAAGUGCUGUACAAGCUGAAGACUGCCAAGGUUUUUGAGAGGGCUCGCGGUAAGGAGGAUAAGUCAAGUACAGAAAUAGUAGAGGAGGACCCGUUUGCCAUCCAGACCAUGUCCUGGUGCCCUGAGAGCAGGAUGCUCUGUGUGGCUGGGGUUUCUGCCCACGUUAUCAUCUACAGGUUCAGCAAACAAGAAGUCACCACUGAAGUUGUGCAGCUUUUGGAGGUGCGGAUGCAGUGUGAGUUUAGCAAUGGGGACUCCCCUGAUACAGGAGGGGAGAAGACCCCUACCCUGCCCACCCCGGGGGCCUCCUCCAGCCCUCAGGAGAGCGAGCCACCCACUCAACCCUCCACAGGCAGCAAUUCCACCGAUGGACCCCGGGACAAUAUACCAUGCCUGCAGGUGCGGAGCUCCCCGCUAAAGCAGUCUCCGGGCUACCAGGUGGAGCUGGUGAUCCAGCUGGUGUGGGUGAGCGGGGAGCCACCUCAGCCGAUCACCAGCCUGGCUAUCAACUCCUCCUACGGCCUUGUGGUGUUUGGAAACACUAAUGGUCUGGCUGUGGUGGACUACCUCCAGAAAACUCUGCUCCUCAACAUGGGCACAACGGAACUGUGCAGCCCAUCUGACCCCUACCCAAGGCAGCCUCGCUCCCCUCGCAAACCGCGACAGCCUUCUGGAGACAUUCCAACUGUGACGUCUUGCAUGUCCAGACUUUCUAAAUUGUAUACCGAGUCUGUGAAAAAACUACGCUCAUCUCACUUAACACCCUGCGAUACCAACGAUGGGUCCAACACCUCAGAGGACCGCUGCAAAUCACCUACAUCUGGCUCUACCUCACCUUGCAAUUCUGAUGAUGAGCGCAAACAGAAGUUCAUAGAGAAGGUGAAGUUCAAAAGCAGACGCUUUUCCAAGACGGUUGCCAAUGACUUUGCCAAGAUGUCACGGAGAAUUAGCUCAUCUAGCGAGCAAAAGACAGACGUGGAUGCCAAGGAUAACUCAUUCACCCGCUCACGUAGUUCAAGUGUAACCAGCAUAGACAGAGAGUCUCGGGAGGCCAUCUCCUCCUUUCACUUCUGUGAGAGUUUCCCCAGGAAGGUGGACAGCCUGGUCAGCCCCUGUCUGCUGGUGGGAACCACCCAGGGCUCUGUGAUGAUGGUGGCCCUUAGCUUGCCACCCGGUGGGGACCAGAGGCUGCAGCAACCAGUUGGCAUCUCCUCCUGUGGCACUAUGGUCAGACUCAAAGGAGGCAUUUUGACUAUGGCCCUGUUGGAUGCCACUGGAACUCUGCUGCCCCCUUCCUACGAGCCGUGGUAUGACUCAAAUGCCUCCGAAGAGGAGAAGGAGAAGAGCCGGAAGCGCAGGCCAGCCUCCCCUCCCUCUUCACAAGACGGUCAAGAUUCCCAGUUCGCCGUGCUGUGUUCGGAGAAACAGGCCAAGGUGGUGGCCAUGCCCUCCCAAACCCGCAUCUACAAACACAGCAUCACAGAGUCCUCCUUUGUGCUGAGGGCUGAUGUUGUGCAGAUGUCCGGAGCCAACUGCAUCACCUGUUUCUGUGCUAAUGGGCAUAUAAUGGCUCUAAGUUUGCCCAGUCUAAGGCCUCUGCUGGAUGUAAACUACUUGCCGCUGACCGAUAUGAGGAUAGCCAGAACAUUCUGCUUCUCCAAUGUGGGUCAGGCCCUAUACCUCACCUCCCCAACUGAGAUCCAGAGGAUCACUUAUAGCCAGGAGACCUGCGAUAACCUGCAGGAGAUGCUCAGUGAGUUAUUUACCCCUGUGGAGACACCAGAGGCUCCUAACAGAGGUUUCUUUAAAGGCCUUUUUGGGGGAGGAGCUCAGUCCCUGGACAGGGAAGACCUCUUCGGUGAAACAGCUGCUGGUAAGGCUUCCCGUAGCCUGGCCCAGCACAUCCCUGGUCCAGGGAGCAUGGAGGGCAUGAAGGGUGCAGCAUCAGGGGUUGUGGGAGACCUGGCUCGCGCCCGGAUAGCACUGGACGAGAGAGGGCAGAAACUGGGCGAGCUGGAGGAAAGAACUGCAGCCAUGAUGGCCAGCGCAGACUCCUUUUCCAAACAUGCUCAUGAUAUGAUGCUGAAGUACAAAGAUAAGAAGUGGUACCAGCUCUGAUGGCAGCGCGUGGAGCAUCGGACUCUGUAAUCACGCACACCAGUGUCUCUUAAGAGCUGCAGGUUCCUCUACUUCUCUUCUCUAUUCCUCUCCACGGGGGGUUCUGCUCAACAGACUUGUGCUUUUAUUCUUGGUACAAUAUCAUACACUCUGCAUUACCUCAGUCACCGGAGGACUGCUGCGGAGUUGACACUGGCUGACCCAACGUAAUGAGAAUGGAAAGAAAUGGAAGAAGAGAACCCCUUAGGAAUCUCUCUUUCCAUUUCUCCUGAGAGUGAUGAUGUUUAUUUAACAUCAGUACACCAAACAGAAGAGAGGGGACCUAUCAUUUCCAUCAUCAUGCACUCAUAUAUACCCUGCUGUUUUGUUCUGAUUGAGGAAAGACAAUUCUGCAAAAGAUGUACUUGUAGUGGCCUGAUUGCAAUUGUUCUUUUUUCUCUGCCCUUUAUCGUGUCUGCCAAACACAGUGGACAUAAAUGAGGAGAAAAGUCUGAUGAACCCUUGUCCUUCAAAUCUAAUCAAGUCAAAUGAAGAUGCAAGUCUGUAUAGGAAUGAUUGAAUCAGUAAAGGGCAUGUGUAUGUUUGUUUUUCUGGUUUAAAUUAUUUUAUUAUUAGAGUCCCUUUUUGUCAUGUUUUGUCCAUAAAGGGCCUCUCAAGCACUUAAAACCGUAUAGAAUAGACAGGGAGUUAAUGAAAUGCCUCUCACCGAAUAAGGGCUGGUAGUGUGCUAGUUCAUCACCGACCAUUUCUUUUACUGCAUUUUCCAACCAAGUUGUUUUAAGUGAUAAAGACUAAUGCUGUGUUUUCUGAGAGUCACCUUUUGUUUUUAUUUUAAAUUACAUUAUUUAUUGGAACAGUAAUAGGAAGUAAAAUUAGUCUGUAUGUUGGCCAUUAAAAUUUUUCCUUUGUUAAUUAAAUGGGCUAAGUGCUGAAAUGUUUACCCCCACUGAAGAGUUUACAUUAAUCUAUCAGAAAAACUAAGAGUUGAUACACUGGAAAACCCCUGAAGGGCUUAUAUUCUUCUAGCAUUCAAGGGGCUGUAAUAGCUAAGUCACGUAUGAGAGGGAUAUGUGGAAGGGCAAGACAAGGAUUGUCCUUGUAUGAUUAGCAUAAAUGUAUAUUUUGGUUACAAUUUUAUGUGAUAAAGAUUCUAUCUAUACAUGCUUAUUCAGAUUUGUUUUUUUGCAUUCUGUCAUAACUGAUGUUUUUUUUUUGUUUUUUUUUGUCUGGUUUCUCAAUAUGUACGGAAAAAAGCAUGUGUCUCUUACAGCACAAUGGAAAUGGUAAUCCUGUCUUUGUAUUUGUAGCUGCCAGUAGAAAUGACCAAGCACCAUAGUGUUCCUCACAAGGCCAUUGGUCAUUUCUCUCUCAGCCAUUCACUUAAACACUGUUUCUCUUCUGCCUUUGCCUCAUGACACAUAUAUGCUAACCUCUACCUAUAUGUAUGUCUGUGUGUUUGUGAACAUGCAUAUAUUCAGGAAUAUGUGUAUGGGCGCCAAUAUUUAUAAUACUACAUAGAUACAGUGUAUUACAAUAGGUCUUUUGAGGUUCUUGUUUUUGCUUGACUGUGUUUUCAAUGUGAUUAACUAGAGUUCUAUUGUAAUUAGAUUUCUUUUUCAUGAGGUGCAAGGACAUGCUGCUAUUUGUGUCAAUGUAGGAGCAUUACUUGUUGGUCUGUUAUUUUGAAAAGAGAGACUUUGACGGUCUGGAUUGCUGCCAAAUGUUGUAAAUAACGGGACAGCUGGACACAAAUCUGAUAGUGCAGGUUCAGGCUACGUGACAUACUGUACACUUGCGGCCAUGUUCUUUUUUGACACCAAAGAGUUGCUUAAUUUCACAGAGUUGUCUUGAUUUUUUUCCCAAAUGGUAAGAGUUAGUCGGGGUAUCUUGGACAGCACUCUUAAAUAAGAAGUCUACUGUCUGUAGGGUUGGACAGUAGAUUGGCUUUAGCUUCUUUUAUGGGCAUGUCACCCUCAUUACCCAAACUCCUUUACAGAGGAUAGGCAAAGUGAAUUUGAAGAGUUUCAUUCCAAAAUGAGAGAUCCACCAAAGAAGAGCAUGCGACACUGACUCAAAGUAAAUGGCUGCAGGCAUGAAGUAAAACUGUUAGAUGUUUUGAUCCAUUUUCUUGGAUUUUCGAGAAUUAAAUCCUGUAUACUUAGGAGAUGAUCAGUGUUCGAUUAGACCAAAAAUGUUUUAUCCAAGAUGGAUAUACAGCCUUUUGGAAUAAAACCCUUCAAUUUUUACUGCCUGAUUUUAAUCUACUCUACUGUAUACUGCUGAGAUAAACCCAUUUCAAAGAGCAGUUAUAUGGGUUUUGCACUUGCACAUUUUUUGUACUUGUAAUUUUGUUAUGAGUUUUGGUGUGUUUAUUCUAACCCCAUUUUCUUAUUUUUGAAAGGACCAAAACAUGACAGAACCUAUGCUUAUCUAUGUCAUUUGGCAAUUAUGCUGAUUGCUUCACUCUCAGAUUUGUUUUCAAUGUCAGGUCAAUGAUAAUAUAUUAUAUAUUUGAAAACAAAUAUAUAUAUAUGCUUUUAAUUUCAAUAAUAUAUUAAAAAUGAAUACCUUAAAUGUAAUUUUGGGAGAAAAUAACUCACAUUAAUGUCAAAACAAUGGUUGUGCAUAAUGAUCCAUCAUCCAGACAUGAAAAUAAAAUAAUCCUGGUUAUAUAUUGAACACACUCAUCUCUGCUACUGCAGGAGGGUCAUCUCCACUUGGUGGGCUGCUGAGUCUUUCUACAAAAUGUGGCCUCGACUAUAAAGUGCUUCAGUUUGCAACAGAUGUGUCCUAAAUGGUCUCUUAUUGCACAUUGAAGGAUGCAUGAUAUUAAGUGUUUACAAACUUGAAACAACCAUGUAUUAUCCCUCUUAGAGAUUGUCUGUUCUGGCAUUUGUAUUCACCACCAUGUUGAACAAAACUGAAGUUCUCUUCACACAUCAGAAGCGUGUCCCAUUUUCAUUUGAUCAUGCCAAUUGUAUAAGUGUGAGAGAUUAUAUUUAUUUUAUUGGUACAUUUGUUUAAGUUACUGGUUGCUUAAUGAAAACUCUUGCUUUCCCUGCACUGUAGAAAUGCAUAGAAAGCAAAGAUAGGCUCACAGCACCGCACAGGAGAGCUUAAACGUUUCUCAGUCGCCAUACUUCCAUCCCUCUGUCUGUCUUCUGGGAUGAAUAUCUGUGGAGUUGCAGUAUUUUCUCAUAGUAGGCAAUUUUUGUACAGUUUUAUUAAAGUAAAUUUCACAUGGA
Messenger RNA from Micropterus salmoides (largemouth bass), 7097 nucleotides. RefSeq names its product syntaxin binding protein 5b (tomosyn) (gene stxbp5b). Gene Ontology annotation, biological process: regulation of exocytosis; regulation of protein secretion. Lineage: Eukaryota; Metazoa; Chordata; Actinopteri; Centrarchiformes; Centrarchidae. Gene Ontology annotation, cellular component: SNARE complex; plasma membrane; cytoplasm. The transcript is spliced from 29 exons. Gene Ontology annotation, molecular function: myosin II binding; syntaxin binding; GTPase activator activity. The record is from RefSeq and is a predicted model, not a curated record. Bases 331 to 3852 code for a protein of 1173 amino acids.